Messenger RNA from Selaginella moellendorffii, 2171 nucleotides. RefSeq names its product vacuolar-processing enzyme. The record is from RefSeq and is a predicted model, not a curated record. Gene Ontology annotation, biological process: vacuolar protein processing. Lineage: Eukaryota; Viridiplantae; Streptophyta; Lycopodiopsida; Selaginellales; Selaginellaceae. Bases 637 to 2049 code for a protein of 470 amino acids. The transcript is spliced from 10 exons. Gene Ontology annotation, molecular function: cysteine-type endopeptidase activity.
CCGGAAGAACAAUGGCUAUGGCGGGCAUGGUUGCUCUUCCGAGAGUGUUCUUGUCACACAGGCACACCGCAUUGCCGAUCGCUUGCUCGAGCUCCAACGGCAAUCCCAGCGCAGCCGCGGGGACGACGACGAUCGCGUCCAAGAGCUUGACGCUUCACGUUGGCGAGACGUCCAUCACAAUGCCGAUGUCGAUGGACAAGGCGCGAGCGCUGAGCGGGACGAUGGAAGGACUGAUCCAGACGUUCCGGGAGAAGCAGCAGGCGCACGAGGAAGGAGGGCGGCCCAAGAGGCUCAAGAGCGUCGAGUUUGCAUACCGCGCUGGCGAUGGUGGCGAUGGUGGCGAUGGCGGCGAGGAGGUGGGAUUCGAGCUGUUUUGCAAUCCCAAUGCCUACGCCAACGCGUUCCAGGCCAAGGUGCUGGUGAGCGUGAGCGAUGGCAAGCUGAGCUUGAGCGCCGAGGCGGAUCUAAGCACCAUCAAGGCCGACGUGGAUGGAUUCCUCGACAGUCUUGGCUAGAGUUUUGGGAGUCUAGGUGGGCUCUCUUACUGUUCACGAUAAAGGGAGAGAGAGAGACUCAAGCUCUCUCGUAACCCUUCGGUUUUCUUUCUUUCUUUCUUUCUCGAGAGAGAUCGUCGUCAUGGGAGUGGGAUUCUUCCUGUGGCUGGUUCUAGCGAUGGUGGCGGUGGCGGUGGCGGUGGCCAGGCCACUGGACUUUUUCGCAGCCCACAAUCCAAUUCGCAUGCCCUCGAGCGAGGACGUUGCGUCCGGGACGAGGUGGGCGCUGCUAGUUGCUGGAUCUUCCGGGUUUGGCAACUACAGGCACCAGGCGGAUGUUUGCCAUGCAUACCAGUUGCUGCGCAGCAAUGGUCUCAAGGAGGAAAACAUUGUGGUGAUGAUGUUCGACGACAUAGCCAACAACACGGACAAUCCUCGCCCGGGAACGAUCAUCAAUCAUCCCCAAGGAUCCGACGUUUAUGCCGGAGUUCCAAAGGAUUACACGGGCGCUGCCGUGACCGCCGAGAAUUUCCUGGCUGUUCUUCUCGGGGACAAGAAUUCCACCAGCGGCGGAACUGGCAAAGUCGUGAGCAGCGGGCCGGAAGAUCAUGUCUUUCUCUUCUACUCGGAUCACGGAGGCCCUGGAGUUCUCGGAAUGCCCGGAGAGUCGAAUCUCUACGCAAAUGAUCUCAUCGACGUCAUCAAGAAGAAGCACGCAUCCGGAGGCUACAGAGAAAUGGUGAUAUAUAUCGAGGCUUGCGAGAGUGGCAGCAUGGUCGAGGGAUUGCUUCCACUGGGACUGGAUCUCUACGUUACCACCGCUUCCAACGCGAUCGAGAGCAGCUGGGGAACUUACUGCCCUGGAAUGCUACCCUCGGCUCCUCCCGAGUAUGAUACUUGCUUGGGAGAUCUCUACAGCGUCGCUUGGAUGGAGGACAGCGAAGUUCACAAUCUCAAGAGGGAGACGCUACUUCAACAGUAUCUAGACGUGAAAGAUAGAACCUCGAAUCACAACACUUACGAGGCCGGAUCACACGUAAUGCAAUACGGCGACGUGGAGCUCAACUCUAACCCGCUUUCCAUGUUCUUGGGCUUUGAUCCCGCAAUCGCGGAUGGCAAUGGCGACUUGAUCAUCCCGAGCAGUGCCAAUGGUGUUAGCCAGCGUGAUGCGGAUUUGCUACACCUGUGGAGCAAGUAUCGCCGAGCCAAGGAUGGAAGUGCCAAACGAGAAGCUCGCGAGAGGAUGAUGAACGCCUUGGCUCACAGACAGCACGUCGACGAGAGCGUGGACCAAGUUGGCGAGCGUCUGUUUGGCUCCAAGGCUGCGGCAUCCAAAGUUCUAAGCACCGUCCGGGGCUCCGGCCUCGCGCUCGUGGACGAUUGGACGUGCCUGAAAUCGCUGGUGCAAGCUUUCGAGACGAGCUGUGGUUUGCUGGGACAGUAUGGCAUGAAACACAUGAGAGCGUUUGCAAAUCUUUGCAACGAAGGAGUGGACGUACCUCGCAUGGCUGCUGCUAGCGCGGAGGCAUGCUCGAGUACCGCCCAAGCCCUGUAGAUUGUGUAAAAAGCUUCUCAUCGUUGUGCAUAUGAAAGAUCCUGUAUAUAAGAAACUAUAUUCAAUCGAUCACGAUGGAGUGUUUGCCACGAGUUGCUCGGCAAACCAGUCCAGCUUCUGUC